GCGAGACAUAUUAUAGCAUAACUUGUUAGUUACAAUGCGACGACAAGCGGCGCAGCGGCUUGUCGCGGCCUUGUUCGCUCUACUUGCGCUUCUAUUUGGAGUUCUGAUUGUGAGCGCGCACGCUCAAGCUGCAGCUGGAGCUGAUGUCAGCGAGUCAGUUCCGAAUCUCUUAAGCCUUGCGGGGAUCGCCAGGGCAUGGCGGGAGUUCUGGGCUAUUGUGGGGCCGGGUGGCAAGCUACACCCUGCAUAUUUCCUAGAGCACAAGGGGCACCUGGUUAUCGAGGCUGCGCUCAUCGUGGUCAUCGUUUACCUAGCUCUACAGCAUUCCUUCAAGGUGCAUCCGCGCGCUGAGGACCCGCUGACCGACAAGGAGAUUGACCAACUAUGCAAGGAGUGGACACCGGAGCCGCUAGUGCCCACGCUCCCGGAAUCGGAGCGCAUUGAGCCCACCGUCAUUACUGGGAUCGAUGGGCCGUACGUGUACGUGCAGGGCCGCAAGGAGAAGGUGCUGCAGAUGGCUGCCAGCAACUACCUGGGCAUGGCGGCAGACAAGGAGGCCAAGGACGUGAGCGUGGCGGCGGUGGACAAGUACGGCGUGGGCAGCUGCGGCCCGCGCGGCUUCUACGGCACCAUCGACGUGCACCUGGAGCUGGAGGAGGAACUGGCGAAGUUCUACGGCACAGAGGCAGCCAUUAUCUACAGCUAUGACGUUGCCACCGUCGCCUCCAUCAUCCCCGCCGUUACCAACCGCAAGGACAUUAUCGUGUGCGACGAGUUCUGCAGCUACGCGGUGCAGGCGGGCUACACCGUGAGCCGUAGCCGGCUGCGCACCUUCAAGCACAACGACGUGGCGGACCUGGAGCGGGUCAUCCAGGAGCUGGAGGCGGAGGAGAAGGCCAAGCGGCGGCCGCUAUGCCGCAAAUUGAUCAUCGUGGAGGGCAUCUACGCCAACUACGGCGACCUGGCGCCGCUGGACCGCAUCGCACUCAUCAAGGAGAAGUACAAGUACCGGCUCAUGGUGGAUGAGUCGCACGCGUUCGGUGUGCUGGGCGCCACCGGCCGCGGUGCAUGCGAGCACUUUGGCCUCAAGCCGGAGCAGGUGGACAUCAUCGCUGCCUCCAUGAGCCAUGCCAUGGGCAGCGUGGGCGGCUUCUGCGUGGGCGACCGCACUAUCGUGGAUCACCAGCGGCUGUCCGGCUCCGGCUACUGCUUCUCCGCCUCGCUGCCGCCCUACCUGGCGGUCGCCGGCAUCAACAUGCUGCGCCGCCUGCGCGCCGGCACGACUCCAUCGUCAGGGGGAUCGUCGGGGCAGCAACAGGGCGACAAGGCGGGCUCGGGCGGGGCCGGCGAGGUGCUGCCCAAACUGCACUCCAAGAUCCGCGCGUUCCGGACCGACCUCAUGCGCGGCGUGCCGGGCCUGAAGCUCUACGGCGGCGGCGUGCUGUCGCCAGUGCUGCACCUCCACGUGGCCAAGCCCGUCAGCGAGGCCGCCGACACCGCCGCACUGCGUCGCGUGGCGGAGCUCAUGUUGACCAGUGGCUGUGGCGGCGGCGUGGGCGGCGUGCUUGUGGGCGUGCCCCAGUACGCCAGCAUUGAGCACCGCCGGCCGCCGCCUAGCCUGGAGAUCUUCGUGACACUGGGCUUGGGCGACAAGGAGCUGGGGCUGGCAGCGGGCGCGCUGCGAAAGGCGGCCAAGGAGGUGUUCAAGCAGUAGGCAGAAAAGUCUUGCUGUGAGCGUGCGGUAUAGAAUGCGGGUGCCAAAGCACGAGUGAUGAAUGCGGCUUGUAAGAGCGUGUUGGCCUCGCAUCGGGUCAGGAUGAGCAGUAGAUAGCUCGCUAAGGGGCGGGAGCUCUGGAUUGGGUGCGUUAUGGGUCUGCGGACAAGGGAUUCCGUGCUGGGCGUUGAUGGGUGCACAACAAACUUGCAGACGCACUUGUGGCUUAGCGUCGGGGGCCCGCGCUCUAGAACAUGGCGACAAACAUGGGUAUUGACGUGCUUGAACAUGGGUGUGCGAUGGGACAGUGGUAAGGCAGGUUGGUGAAGUCCCAAACCCCAGCAGAGGGCAGGCUGAGGAGCGGGGACGUGACGUCAACUCCGGAACCAACAUCCGGCACCAUCCCCUGUCCGGCACGCGCUGGUGGAGAUGCUGCUGGGGCACAAGCGCCCUGCAUCGCUGCAGACUGGCAGCGGCGGCGGCGGCGGCGGCAGCAGCGGGGGCACGUGCGCGCAUCUUGGUAGCGGAGGGGGCGGGAAAGGCCACGUGGAGGAGGAGCGCGCAGCUGCGCAGCGCCGCCCAAGAAGCGGCGCAAGCGCGCAGGCUGAGGAGCCGGCUGGUGUCUAGGUAGCGGUCCGCGGUGGGGCUGGCAGGGCAUGCGUAGCGGCAUGACAAGUAGUGCGGCUGUUGACAACUGUACUGCGUCUGGCUACGGUUGGCUCUGCUGUGGCAUCGCGAUUGCUAGGCACCUGGUUUGGCUAUGUGCCUGUGGAAACCGACCCCGGCUAUGUCCGGGCGAUGAGGUUGCUCGGCCUCAGACUGUGGAGGGGCUCAGCCCCUUUUCCCGUGACCGGGGAACACUUGUCGCCCUUGACAGCCUCGUCUAGACGGGGCGGUUACCGCAGUUCCCAGGGGCUGGGCAGUGGGCACACAGCCGAGUCCAUCGACACCAGUCGCAUCUGACACGUGGACAUGUCCGAGGUGGCGUACUCCAUGAGUCCAUGUGGCUGUGCCCUGAUUGAUUUGCUGCUGCUCUGCCCCCUUGGAUUGCGCGUGUCGCCAACGUUAUAGGUGUCUGGAGGACAGGAAAAG
Molecule: messenger RNA, 2806 nt
Organism: Chlamydomonas reinhardtii
Lineage: Eukaryota; Viridiplantae; Chlorophyta; Chlorophyceae; Chlamydomonadales; Chlamydomonadaceae
Exons: 9
Coding region: 35-1714 (559 amino acids)
Biological process (GO): sphingosine biosynthetic process; ceramide biosynthetic process
Cellular component (GO): endoplasmic reticulum
Molecular function (GO): pyridoxal phosphate binding; serine C-palmitoyltransferase activity
Source: RefSeq, a predicted model, not a curated record